AACUUUGUGCAAGUUGUUCAUUUCUAUCACUAAAACGUAAGAAAAUGAAGAGAUCACUGACACUUUUCAUUUUAGCGCUAAUUGCUAUCGUAAUUGCAAAUGAUGAUAAUAAAACCGUGGAAGACAUUGCAAAAAUGUUCAACAUCGAUGUACCAAAAGUACAGACAUGUGUGGACGAAGAAGGAAUCAAAAUAGAGCAGUUAAGGACUUGGUUGGAAACGUUUAAUCGGAAUGGCACGGUUGAGGAGAAUGAAGACGCUAACGGAGAAUUAAAGCAAACUUGUAGUUUUAUAGCUUGUCUAUUGGAAAAGAAAAGAAUGAUGGAAGAUGAGAAGUUAAUUGUAGACAAGAUAAUUGAAAGUAUAAAAGAAGAGGAUAGAAAUAAUAAUAUGUCAGAGGAAAUUUUAACAAAUUGGAAGAACUGUAUGAAUUCAUUAAAUGAAAACAGUCAAUUGACUCGGGAAGAUAGAGCCUGUGGUAUACUAUAUUGCGUUUCAUCCCAGUAAACGAUGAGAGAGUAAAACAAGAUUGUAAAAUGCAGUAUAUCGGCUGGAUAGAAAAUCAUAAUAUUUCCUAUAUA
Molecule: messenger RNA, 580 nt
Organism: Trachymyrmex septentrionalis
Lineage: Eukaryota; Metazoa; Arthropoda; Insecta; Hymenoptera; Formicidae
Gene: Obp7
Exons: 5
Coding region: 45-506 (153 amino acids)
Molecular function (GO): odorant binding
Source: RefSeq, a predicted model, not a curated record